AUGGGAAUAUGUGGAGGGGACCCUAAUUUCAGCAUCCUGGAAGUAGAAAGCACAGAAGAUCUGUGUCUCACACCACAGACAGGUGCAGUGUGUAGCCGGGGCAUCACAGAGGAAGGAAGCUCUGGGGAGGAGGCGGUGCGGCAGCGUGCCUCUCCGGCUGUGGAUUUGCUGGGUGGCAACCCCCAGGCUGCACAGAAUGUGGCUGGGGAGUCACCUCGGCAUGCCCCGCAGCCGGUCGCAGCUGCCCCCCGCCCAGUCCCUCCGUUCACCAAUCCGUCCACUGUGCCAUUGCCGGAGAGCAACGACUCAGCAUUCCUCGGCAUGGAGAACGACCCUCCAACAUCGUUGCCUGAGACUCUCCCGAUCAGAAGCAACUCUAAGGACAGUGUCUCAGAAGAAGUCCCAGCUGAGGAGAGCGUUUCCGAAGUUGUUGGAGUUGCGAGAUCCUCGCCAACAUCCCUCACCGAGGACUGUAGUUCCUCUGCUGAGAUGCAAAGGCUUCCAGCUCCCCUUUGUCCUCCUCUCUCCUCAGAUACACAGAUCGACAGCACAGUGCAAAAGUUGCAAUACGGGUCACAAACUGAUAAAGAGAAAAGGCACUCAAACAGUGAGACGAACGAGAUUCAGCCACUUGCAGAAGGUGCUGGACUUGUGGUUAUUGCGGGGACAAAGGAGAAACAGUCCGUCAGUUUGGAAUAUAAACCAGAAACUGAAACGAACAUGGAACUUGCUGAAAAAGAGCAGAGAGGCGAAAAUAUUUUCCCACAACCCCCAUCUCAAAUCUGUUUCACAACCUCAUCUCCUGUCCCACAAUCAGGUGUUGAUUUUGAACUCCAAGACAGCACAGAACAUGGGGUUGUGGAGCAGUCUGACAGGGACUCUCUUGUCCACGCAAAUCAAGGCAGCCAUAUACCUCCGUCAGGUGCUGCGUGGCAAGCAGGUGGUCACCAGGACUCAAAAUCAUCUCCGCUCCCCGUACCCUCCUCUGACAGUAGUGAGAUUAAACAAACUGACCUGUCACAAACACAGCCUAACAUCAUCAAGGAGAUCUCAAAUGAUGCCAGAGAAUCUCAGACAGCAAAUUCUUUGGAGUCAGUUGAGACAUUUGAGGAUGUUAAAGUGCUUGUUGAAACUUCUCACAGAGAAACACAACCUCCCCCAGCUGAAAUACUUGAGACCACAAAGGCAAGAGAAACACUUCACGGAUUAUACACUUUUGGAAACGAAAGCUCAGCGUCCAGCGACACAGCUGGCGACAUCCAGAGGAGCUGUGAUCGCCUCGAAGGAGAGCAGGUGGAGAGUAGCACAAGGGAAGAACAAACUGACGCCUCCUCAUCUGACUUCACAAUGCUGCCAGAGUGCUCUUCCACGCAGCAGAGUUCCCCAAAACCCUGCGCUGCUCCUCCUCUGUUUGACACAGGCAUAGUUGUCUCACUGCAGGCGGGGCAGGUGGUUGAAACAUCUCAUCCCUCCGAUCAACUCACCACAACAGAAACGUCGCUGGUUGCUGAACUUGCAGAGGCUCAAGAAAUCGUGGUUGUCAGGGAGGAGGCUCACAUCAGCGAGGAGUGGUCCGGCAUGCACCUGAAUCAGAGUUACCUGCUACAACGAGAGGACGGUAGCGUCUGUGAAGCUGCCAUCGUUAACGAACUUUCUACUGGAGAACCAAAGCUGUACGAAGAGCGGGUUCAGUCAGAUAUGGAGUUAGUCUCACAACCGGUGGAGGUGUACGAGUUUUGCGGCCUGGUGGAGGAGGUUGCUGAGGAAACGGUGUGUGCCACUAGUAGUGCACAGAUGCCUCACUCUCCGGGAUACGAGACCCCAGGAGUCACUGUUGUAAGUGCCACAAAGCCUGAGGCCUGUGUUUCUUCACUUGAAGGGACCAAAGAAACCCCCGCUUUGACAGAGACUCCAUCCCAGAAUAUUCAGAAUGUUGCCGUGCCCACAGAAACCAACCCAGGCGCUUUCCGCACCACUCUUUCCUCUAGUAUUAUAAAUCCAAAGCUGCUCCUUCUCAAACCGGGAGAAACUCCUCCCCUGAAACACCCACCCUCCCAUUUGGCACAGGUGUCCAAGCAACAGAAUGCGGCCGGCAAGCUGGCCAAUGCCCACAGCUCUUGGCCUGGCACAAUGUCUGAGGAGUGCCUUCCCCAAACUGUCUCAGCAGCAGACUCUUUAUGUGCGUCUGUGGCUCUUAGCAGCCAGAAAGAUCAGGUGCAGUGCUCCGUCAGUAAAAAUUCAGUGACGGCGGCGGUGCCUGUAAAGGUGCAGCAGCCUACGAUGAGCGGUAACAUCACACCUGCGUCUGUCACCCCCACAAGUAAAUCUGAUAAAGAGGCCUUAACCGUUACUAAAACUUCAGCAAGUGAAGCCGUGUCCCAAGAUGUUGUCGCACCCACCAACGCCACCCCACCUACAACCCCUGACACCCUUCACGUGCUCACAACGUCUGUGGAAGGGGACAGUGCAACAUCCACCAGUCCCAAUAACCCCACCAGCCAACCUGACUCCCUCUACGCGGAGGACGAGAGUGAGGACAUGGAGCAGGAUGAGCCCGCGGGAGAAACGGAGGCUCAGGAAGUCACUUCAGGACAGGUUAGCAGUCCAGAGGAAGGCAGCGACGACGAACCCGACGCUGACAAAACAGAAAGCGAAAUAACCACUCCCAGCUCGUCACACAAGGUGCGGCAGUGGAUCGCGGACAGGGUCACCGUGAAUUCAUCUCCCGUCUCACCCUCCACCUCCUCCUCCUCCUACCCCGGACCCUCACCCAUCAGCGAUUGGUCCACACCACGACGGGAGAGGUCCUCACCUCUCCGGGGUCCGCACGGCAAGUUCGUCUCUCCUUCCUCUGUUGGUGCCUACAGUUUGUCCUCUUCCCCUCCUGAUCAGACUCCUCAGCGAUCCCGCGGAGAGCGUCACACGGACAUGGCAGAGCUGGCUAAACAUGAAGCCGACAUCGAGCAUCGAACCCAGGCAUUGAAGCGAGAGGGCUUCUGGUCGAUGAAGCGUCUCACCCGCCUGACGGAGCCGCCGCGACCCAAAGUUCACUGGGAUUACCUGUGUGAGGAGAUGCAGUGGCUCUCUGCUGACUUUGCCCAAGAGAGGCGGUGGAAGAGAGGUGUGGCUAGAAAGGUGGUACGAAUGGUGAUGCGACACCACGAGGAGCUGAGGCAAAAAGAGGAAAAAGCCAAGAGAGACGAGCAUGCUAAAAUCAGAAGAGUUGCAUCUUCUAUUGCAAAGGAGGUCCGGGCUUUCUGGAGCAGUGUUGAGAAGGUGGUGCAGUACAAGCAGCAGUCCAGAUUGGAGGAAAAGAGGAAGAAGGCUUUGGACCUUCAGCUGGAUUUCAUUGUUGGCCAGACAGAGAAAUACUCAGACCUCCUCAGCAAGUCACUCGCACCCACCCGGCCCGCUGAAACUGUCCCUGUGACUCCCCAAAAAUCCCUGCCUCCUACCGCUGAUGAGGAAGACAGAGACUUUGAGCCUCCAUGUGAAGAGGAGGAUGAUGAGGAGACAAUAGAGGUGGAGGAGCAGCAGGAGGGCAAUGACGCUGAGAGCCAUCGGAGAGAGAUUGAACUGCUGAAGGAGGAGGGCAUGCUGCCCCUGGACCAGUUACUCAGCACCCUCAAACUGCCACAGGACUCAGGCUCAGAGGAAGAAUGCUCUGAUGAGACCUCUUCAUCAGUAGAGGAGGAAGAGGAAGAUGGGGAAUUCACUGCCAAUGAAGAAGAUGCCGAGGAUGAGGAGGAUACGAUCGCAGCCCAAGAGAAGGUAGAAGGAAAUGUGGAUCACGCAGAGGAACUGGACGACUUGGCCAAAGAAGGUGACAUGAGUAUUGAGGAGCUGCUGGAGAAAUACAAAGGAGCUUAUGCCUCAGACUUUGAGGCACCUUCUGCAUCUGGCUCUAAAGCAAGCUCUGACUCUGAGGUGUCUGGGGAUGAGGAGGAGGAGAGCGAAGAAGAUGAGAGUGACGUGGAAAGCAACACUUCCUCCUCAGAUUCACCAGGAGACAGUGCAGAGGAUGAAGACAGUGAGAAAGAAGAGGAGGAGAGUGAGGAAGAAGAGGAUGAUGACUGUGGAGAUGAAGGGAUGGAGGUAUUGCUGAAGGAGGGAGACCACAGCCCACCUUCCUCUAGCUCGCGGCCAAAGAAAGAAAUCAGCCACAUUGCUGCUACUGCAGAGAGCCUGCAGCCUAAAGGCUAUACUUUGGCUACGACGAAGGUCAAGACCCCCAUCCCAUUCCUGCUUCACGGCACAUUACGAGAAUACCAGCACAUUGGACUCGACUGGCUGGUCACCAUGUACGAGAAAAAGCUAAAUGGCAUUUUGGCUGAUGAGAUGGGUCUGGGAAAGACCAUCCAGACUAUCGCUCUGCUGGCUCACCUCGCCUGUGAAAAAGGUAACUGGGGCCCUCACCUCAUCAUCGUCCCCACCAGUGUGAUGCUGAACUGGGAGAUGGAGCUGAAGCGCUGGUGUCCUGGGUUUAAAAUCCUCACCUACUUUGGCAGCCAAAAAGAGAGAAAGCUAAAGAGACAGGGCUGGACGAAGCCUAAUGCGUUCCACGUGUGCAUCACUUCGUACAAGCUGGUGCUUCAGGAUCACCAGGCCUUCAGACGCAAGUCCUGGCGCUACCUGAUCCUAGACGAGGCUCAAAACAUCAAGAACUUCAAGUCUCAGCGCUGGCAGAGCCUGCUGAACUUCAACAGCCACCGCCGGCUGCUGCUGACAGGAACUCCUCUGCAGAACAGCCUGAUGGAGUUGUGGUCUCUGAUGCACUUCCUCAUGCCCCACGUCUUCCAGUCGCACCGCGAGUUCAAGGAGUGGUUCUCCAACCCGCUGACGGGGAUGAUCGAGGGCAGUCAGGAGUACAACGAGGGCCUAGUCAAAAGGCUGCACAAGGUGCUGAGGCCGUUCCUUCUCAGGAGGAUCAAGGCCGACGUUGAGAAGCAGAUGCCCAAGAAAUACGAGCAUGUGGUGCGCUGCCGCCUCUCCAAGAGACAACGCUUCCUCUACGACGACUUCAUGGCACAGGCCUCCACACGGGAAACGCUGGCCAGUGGUCACUUCAUGUCUGUGAUUAACAUCCUCAUGCAACUCCGCAAAGUGUGCAACCACCCCAACCUGUUUGACCCUCGACCCAUCCAGUCUCCCUUCAUCACGCAGCGCAUCGUUUUCCACACAGCCUCCCUGGUGCAGGAGGCCCUGGAUGUCUCUCCUCUGAAGCGCUGCGACCUGUCGCUGUUCAACUUUGUUAGUUUGGAGACCCGUGUGUCCCGGUACCAGGCGGAUGUCUUCCUGCCGCGCCACAAGGUCAGCCGCCAGCUAAUCCAGGAGAUCAUGGAGUCCCCUGAACCUCCUCCGAGACCCAGACCUGUACGCAUGAAGGUCAACAGGAUGUUCCAGCCGCCUCCUAAAGGUGACAACAGGCCGGUCCUUCUGAUGAACAAACCUACCUGCUCCGUGCCCCCUGCAGCUCAGACCCCCAGACCUCCUCCAGUAACCGAAGUCUCUGCAACUCCUGCACCUGCUCCUGUCGUUCAACAAGUGGCGUCCAACCCCCCUCCCCGCCCGUCCAUGCAUCCUGCGGCUCAAACUGCAGUGAGAUCCAGCGUGCCCAAGCCGGUGCUGACCGUACGGCCUCCCACUGCUCCCUGCACAGCCAGUAUUCCUGCUCACGCAAGUCCAAGCCCCAGCAGCGUCAUGCCCCAGAGGGUUCUGCUCAGUCCAGAUAUGCAAGCCAGGUUGCCUUCUGGUGAGGUAGUGAGCAUAGCCCAGCUCGCCUCCUUGGCGGGCCGACCUGUGUCGUCAUGUCAGGGCAGUAAACCCGUCACCUUCCAGCUUCAGGGCAACAAGCUGACUCUGUCUGGAGCCCAGAUCCACCAAGUCCCAGCAGCUCCUCCACGUCCAGUUCAAGGUAAUGUGAUGCACCUGGUGUCCAGUGGGGUGCAGCACCACCUCAUCAGCCAGCCUGCUCAGGUGUCUGUCCAGAGUGCAGCCAACACACACCCUGCGAACACCUCCACUGCUCCCCCUGCGAACCGCCUGCCUCAUAAUGCCUCCUCGCAAGUGCCCUCCUCCAUGGUGAGCAGCCCCGGCGUCGUGAAGAUCGUUGUGCGACAGUCAGCAGGCAAGGAGGGCGGGCCUGUUCCCACCCUGGCAGUGGCCCCUUCCCCUCGUGUUGCUCCUCAGGCAUCCCCUUCCCUGCACGCCCAUGCCAACACAACCCCUGUCAGAAACACUGCUCCACUGCAAAUUUCCCAGCGCACCCCCGGUCCCGCUACCGCCCACUACACCAUAGCUCCUCCCAGAAACCCUAGCUCCACCCUGAACCAGCCCCAACCCCCUCGCCCUGUCCUCAAAGUAGUGCAGCCUCCUUCAUCAAGCACAGAGCAGCCAGCUCCAGCGACCCCCUCAUCUUCUGUGUCCAAGGCUUCAACAGCACCACGUGACAACAGCAGCAGCAGUAGCAGCAGUCAAACACCGGCAACCACCAAGUCGAGGCCCAGUGCGGGGGCAAAAGCCUACCCUCCACCCAGGAAAGUGCCUCGGCCACCCCCUCGCUCUCCGUUCCACAUGUCAUGGCUAGCAGAGAGUCACAAACAGCAGCACGACAGCCGGCUGGACUUUAUCAUUCGAGUCAACGAGCAGCACUGUGGAGCAAAGCCUGUGUACGGCCUGGAGGUUUUGGACUUCCUGACUUUUCUCCCCAGUCUUCGUCCCUCCCCGGCCGCCCAGAGCUCUCAGGGCGAGUGGGGCCGAUCGGGUCACAGCAGCUGUCUGUUCGCACAGUGGCAAAACAAAUACGACUACUGGUGUCAGAGUCACGCUGUGAGAGAGGCCAUCCACAGCAUCGAGGAGAGGCUGGAGCUGCUGAGUGACAUGAUAGACAGGUACACAUUCGUGAUUCCCCCUGUCGAGGCUCCUCCAAUCUCCAUGCACUGCUGCCAUCCUCCUCCCUCCCUGAGCCACAAACAGACAGUCUUCUCCUCCCUGCUAUCAACUCAAGUUGCCCCACUCACUCGCAGUCUCCAUCGUAUCCAGUGUAACAUGAGGACCCAGUUCCCGGACCUGAGGCUCAUACAGUAUGAUUGUGGUAAGCUUCAGACUCUCCACACUCUGCUGCGAAAGCUGAAGACAGGAGGCCACAGGGUGCUGAUCUUCACUCAGAUGACGCGUAUGUUGGAUGUCCUGGAGCAGUUCCUCAACUACCACGGACACAUCUACCUCCGCCUGGACGGCAGCACCCGCGUGGAGCAGAGACAGGCCCUCAUGGAGCGCUUCAACGCAGACCGUCGCAUCUUCUGCUUCAUCUUGUCAACUCGCAGCGGAGGUGUCGGGGUGAACCUGACCGGGGCAGACACUGUGGUUUUCUACGACAGUGACUGGAACCCCACCAUGGACGCCCAGGCACAGGACCGUUGCCAUCGUAUAGGCCAGACCCGAGACGUCCACAUCUACAGGCUGAUCAGCGAGCGCACAGUGGAGGAGAACAUUUUAAAGAAAGCCAACCAGAAGAGGAUGCUGGGAGAUAUGGCGAUCGAAGGAGGAAACUUCACCACUGCCUUCUUCAAACAGCAAACCAUCCGAGAGCUGUUUGAUAUGAAUGACGGAGAGAAGCGAGAGGUGGCCGUGGAGCUGUCGGUGCCCCAAGCUGAGGAGGAGGAGGCCGUCAACAAACAGAGCACCACCAUUCUGGAGCAGGCCCUGUGCCGUGCUGAGGACGAGGAGGACAUCGUGGCAGCCUCUCAGGCCAAAGCAGAGCAGGUGGCAGAGCUGGCGGAGUUCAACGAGAACAUACCGCUGGAUGACGGAGGGGAACAGGAGGAAGUGGAGGAGCUCUCCAAGGCUGAGCAGGAAAUAGCUGCUCUGGUGGAGCAGCUCACUCCCAUUGAACGCUACGCCAUGAACUUCCUGGAAGCCUCAUUAGAAGAUGUUUGCAAAGAAGAGUUGAAGCAAGCAGAGGAGCAAGUGGAGGCUGCCAGGAAGGGCUUGGACCAGGCCAAGGAGGAGGGGCUUAAACUUCACGCCUCAUCUGACGAUGACGAUGACGACUUUUUGUCACCGCCAGCGUCUGUGGAGCCCGCUCAACCAGCUCCUGCCCGCCGUGGCCGUAAACCCAAGGACAAGGACAAGAUAGUCACCUCCACAAGGACCAGUGGUCGGCUUCGUGGCGCCUCGCCGGAAACUGAGGCUGAGCCUACGACCCCUAGAGAAGUGCCUGAAAGACCCCGUCUUGGUCUGAGAGGACGAGGAGCUGCCAAAGACACAGGUGCUGUGUCUACCACCCCGUCCCGCACAGACCAUCAAAAAACCUCCUCAUCAACAAGACUCCAAGACUCCACCAAAUCUUCAAAAGCUUCAUCACCUGCCCGAGACCACCAGACCACCAAAACCAGGACUCUACCAAACCGCUCCCAUCCCAGUCCAGUGCCUUCCCCUCCCUCAACCUCACCCCCUGGAGGGAAACAACAGGGUGUCAUGGAGACUGAUGGCAAGAGCUCCAAAGCCGGCAGAGAGGACAAGGAGGCGGAGAAUGAGAGGAGGAUAUCUGAAUCGUCGCUCGAAUCCAGCGGCCCGGCGGACAGUCAGACAAAAGAUGAUGACAGCAAAGACCACAGCUCCAUGUCUCCCCCCUCCACCAGUUCCAGGUCGCCUCGCAAGCGCCAGUCUGCAGAUGGUGAAGUCCUGCGGGGCCUGGUUGAAGACUCCCCAUCAGCCAAAGUGUUGCGGAAGCUUCCAGGGAGGCUUGUCACUGUGGUGGAGGAGAAGGAACCGAGAAAGAGAAGGCGGCGUGGAAGCGGCACUGGAGGUGGAGGUUCUUCAGAAGAGGCGACAGCGGAGGAGACCGCUGCUGGAUUUGUUGAUGAACCGAACAAAGACAUCACACCGCCGAGCCCUGACAGCAAGACUAAAGAGACUGUUACCAAACCCCCUCAGGAUCAAGACUCCACCCCGAGUCCGUCAGUGCAGCCGCAGCCUGUCAGAAGUUAUCCUCCAUAUUCUCCACCACAUCUUUCUCCUGACAUGCCUGUGCUGAGAAACCUUCCUGUACGCCGCAGGUUGGAAACUGAAUCUCGCAUGGCCGCUCAGCUGGGGGAGCAACAGCAGCAUCUGGGUCGAGGACGGGGAGGAAAUCAGGCCAGGAAAACAGACACGCUGCCAGGCAAAGACGCCACUUCAACCUCCUCAGAGUCCAGCGUGAAUUCUCUUGUGACACCUCUGAAAAGAAAGAGGGGCCGGCCCCCUAAGACUCCCCCGAGGUUACCUGAGCCUGACAACACAGCGACCCCUUCCCCGCAGCCCACCUCGCCAAGUGAGGAGGGGAACCCGCCUCUCUCCCCAAAACGGAAGAGGGGUCGUCCCCGCAAAGACUCCACAACCACGCCCGACACUGUUAGUGAAGGACAGAACUCUAAAAAAGAGACCACCCCUACUGAUGUAUCUGGUUUAUCAAAAACUGAUGCUAGCACAGAGCCAGCAUCAUCAGAGACCCCCACAGCUGCUGUCGUCAGCACAGGUCAGGCCUCCCAGUCCACCACGGCUGAGGAAACAGACACUAAGACUGAGGUUUCAGCCCCUGCUCCAAAUCCAGCACAAACCUCCACACCAGCCUCAGCUUCAGUCCAAACACCACCUGCACCUGCACCCCAUGUGACCCCACCCCUCCCUGUGGCUGCCUCCACAUCAGCCUCAACCCAAACCGUUAGUUCAGAUCCGGCUACAGUUCCGACCUCAGCCGCAACAUCAACCCACGUUUCCUCUGCAUCCUCUGCAUCCUCUUCAACACUUUCCACAUCUGCAACCAUCCCAGUCACUGCUACCACAACUACCACAACUCCACCUCCACCUCCACCUCCACCUGUCAGCACCGUUUCAUCAUCUCCUCCAGGUGAAAAACCAACACUUCCACCAUCUACAGCUCCCAUAGAGCCAAAACCUUCAACUUCUACAGCUGUGAAAACAACAGGAUCAGACACUGCCAAAACUACCACGGUUACCACACCAGUUGCAACUGCACCACCCACCACGGCUGUCGAAGCAGUUCCAACAUCAGUCCCCGCCACAAUAAUCACAGCAGCUACAACCAUAGUAUCAAAACCAGUAAGUGUUACACCAGCAGUCACCACUACAGUGAAACCAGUCACAACAACUGAAGCUAUUGCAGCAAAGGACUCGCCGCAAGCCUCUGCUCUGUCACCUUCAACAUCUGCUCCAGCUACUGUAAGCUCCACCCCAGCUGCCACUUCCUCAAGCCCAGCUACACCUUCACCAAAACCAUCCUCAACGUCUUCCCCCACUACAGCAAUAACUACGACAACAACAACAACGAAAACAGUCCAAGCUUCUUCAUCCAACUCAGCAGCAACCAUGACAACAGCUGCAGUAAAAAGAGUACAACCAGGUCCAUCAAACCCAACAACAGUUACGACAACAACUCCAGUAAAGACGGUGCAAGCAAGUUCAUCAAACCCAACAACAACGAUGACAACAGCCCCACUAAAACCAGUGCAAGCAGGUCCAUUAAACUCAACAAGUUCUUCGACAGUCCCAACUGCAAGCCCAGCCACGUCUGGCAGUGCUUCUUCAACACCACCAACAAAAACAGCUGCCACAUCUGCUGCAAAUACAGCUCCAUCUUCUCCAGCCCAAACAAGGACGCAUGUAACAAGCACCAACGUCCCAGCCAAACCGGUGCAAACAGUGCAAGAGGCUGCACAGGAAAAAGUAGCUGUCAAGUCCCCAGCAGUAUCUCCCAGUCCAGUCUGCACCCCUUCCCCAACUACAACCACCGCCAGUUUUACUACAGCCGCAGAAGCAAAGGUGGUUGCAGUAACUUCGUCACCCCCAACAGAAGGAGUCAAAGGAACAACACCUGCUGCAGCAGCAGCCCCCUCCGAAGAACACACUCCUACUACUGCUCCUCCUGCACCAACCGCAGAAAAGACUGUCAACAUCACGCCCCCAGUAACAACUGCCACAGAUGCUGUCGCCACAACUACGUCAACCCCAGAAAAGUCAGUUACAGUUGAUUCCACAAACACUGUUGCAACUACCCAAGUAUCCACUAUCACAGCUGCUCCUGAGCCAGUAACGACAACCACAGCUGCUCCUCCUGAGUCCACCCCCCAAAACUCUGCACCCACAGGUGUUUCCCCAGAGGUGUCUACACCAACCCAUACGGAGGCCCUGCCCCAGAUACUAACAUCUGCUCCUUCCAGUGUUUCAUCUGAGAAACUAUCUACAGAGUCUAAACAGAAAGUUUCUGCUUCUAAAAGUGACUCGGACCCGGUGACAGAAAUGGAAGUAGAUGCUGUGGUGGCCGGAGGGACAAGCAAGGAGGAGGAUGACAAAAAGCAGGAGAUCUGUAAGUCUCAGCCUAAAAGGAUAAAGGUGGAGAGUUCCUCUGAGACCCAAGACUUGGAGCCAGGAAGGGAUGGUGCAGGCGGAGAAGCAAAGACUACAACCACCCCUCAGAAAGAAGAACCUAAGCAACAGGUUCCAACAGUGGAGGAAGCUACUGAAGAUCAGAAACCUCCCAAACAGAAAAGGCCACUUAGUCGCCAGAGUAGCCAGGAGUCCACUCGCUCUUCUUCUCCAUCAUCUGGAGGCUCUACCACAACCCUCACUCGCCACGCUCACCACAGGAGGACGUACGAAAACAGACAUCCUGCAAAGAGGAGGCGAGUAGACGUCACCUCAGAAGGGGACGAGGAGAUAAAGGAGGAAGGUGGGGAAAUAAAAGAGGGAGGCAGCAAGGAGGACCUCUCCACCUCUACCUCUCGGAGGAGGCACUCCAGGUCUUCCUCAUCCUCCUCCGACUCAGACAACAGCAAGAGCAGGAAGGAGCACCGGCUGACUCGCUCAGCCAAGAGGAGGCUGCAAGAUCAGGAGAAGGAGAAGGGCAACAGCCGGCCAGGGAAGAAACCCGGACACAGCGCUGACAGAAACGCAUCCAACAACGCCAACGCAUCUACAGGCGGAGAGUCUGGCAGCGAUACAUCUUCUGUCAGGAUCACCAGAAAGUCUGCGGGAUGUCAGCCUUCACAAGACAGUAAAGCUCAGACGAACAGCGCCCCCUCGUUGCCUCCUGAGCCUGAGGUCCUGGGGAAGAGAUGCUCAGCACUCAACGCAGCAGCCAAGCUUCUCGCAAUGAAAGGCAGAGUGGACACCCCCGGCCACACCACCCGGAAAGACUCAGCAGCCAAGUCCACCGGGACUUCGCCUGCCUCCUCUUCUGACAAGAACCAAAAGCCUAAAAACAAAAGUGUACCAGCCUCUCCUCAGAGCAACUCUGUAACUCUUACUAAUAGUAAAAGCAGUGGCAGCAAAACCUCAACACCCAGUCAGUCAAGCCGCUCUGCUUCCCGCUCCACCAGGCAGUGCCCCGGUUCUCUGGUUCCGCCCCUGGAAGGGGAGUACAAGAGGUGUAAGCCAGAGGAAAAGGACAGGGGGAGCAGGAAGCUGUCAAGGGGAAAGGAAGGCGAGGCUGAGGCCCAGUCUCUGUCCAGGGGCCACAGCGCCUGCAGCAGCAUGAGCAGUGACGGCGAGGGCGACGGCGGUGGACGCAGCAGCAGGAGUCGCAGCAGCAGCAACAGCAGCCAACGGACCCAUAGCAUCAGCUCUCAAAACACUGAGCACAGAGAGUCCCGCUCCCGCGCCGCUUCCUCCGGCAGCGAACGCGAGAGGGACCGCAGCUCGGAUCGGACGAAGAGCAGAGACAAAAAAGAGAAGCAGGGCCAACAGCGGGAGAGCCGCAAGGACAGCAGGAGGUCUCAGAGGCUCUCGCAGGAGGUGACCAGCGGUUCAGGAACUGAGGGGACACCGGACAGGGUGCUGCGGAGCGUCGCGGCACUCGCAGCGGUGCAGGCCCGGUCACCGGCCGCAAGCACCCGCUCCUCUGCCAGUCAACAGCGUCACAACAAGACAUGAUCGGAGUGCCAAAGGGAAGCAAUGGAAUCCAGAGUGUUGUCUCAGAGCACGAUACGAGAGCUCGUCAUGACCUCCAAGGUUGCUGCUUUGUCUGCACUCUUAACAAUGCAAGGGAUCUGAGUGCUGCACAAGCCAGGGACCUCCCUGCCUCUUGGGCCCUCUCCCUUUCCAAUUGGAGCUGGUCCCCUCACCAGCUCAGCUAUUGUCGGCUGGGGGAAGGCUCAGGGACGCUGGACUGAGGGUAAAAAAAAAUGUGGCGCCAUCAUUGUGCGUCCCUAAACAGACAGAGAAAUGGUGCAGUGGAUAAAUUCACCACUGGGACUUGAGGGGGGGACAAAGGUGCAGGAGGUAAUAAAGGCAAGUUGUUAGUUCACAUAAUGUACUGUACUCAUUAAAGACUGGAACACUCAGAUCUUAUGUGUUAAGAUGGGAUUAUACAGCACCCUCUAUCAGGGUUAGAAAUGAAAAGUCAUUUGUGUGACAUAAAAAACUUUCGAGUGACCAGUUGUAUUGUAAGUUGGAGGUUUUAGAAAGUUUGGUUUUGAGAAUUUCGUCAGCUGUCCUGACUAUUGUUUCUUUGUAGUCAGUUGAUAAGUUAUGCAUAUUUUAUUAUUUCUUCCAGGGUAUUAGGAAGAGAAACAGAUCUGUCAAUGUGAUCUUUGCUGCACUAUGCUGGAGCUUGUCUUUGCUUGGGUCCCUUCUUUUCCAUGUCGAUUUCUGUUCAUUGGAUUCAUUUUUAAAUCCAGCCUUUGCAUUUCUCAUUUGCACAUCUGAUAACAUGGCCCUCGGCUUUUUGAGUACAUUGUGGUCUAGUAAUUUGUUUUCUUUUUUUUUUUUUUUUACAUCAACUUGAGUGAAAUAAUUGGUUCCUGGUAUCUCACAAUGUAUCUCUUCCCGUUUGGAAAUGUAUUAAUUGAAGUCGCAAAUUGUCAUGGAAGACGUCACAUCUGGAGACAAAACCCGAAUCUUCCCAAAGGAGGUUAUUGUUUAAAUCCACUUUGUCAUGUAUUUAUAUUGAAAGGGCAAGUUAAUGUUGUUGAAAUUAAAGAGUGCCUCUUUGGCCAAAUGGGUUUGAACCUCAGAUUGCCUUGUGAAACACCUGAAGCCGGGGUGUUGAGCUUCUAUUAAA
This is a messenger RNA of Seriola dumerili (greater amberjack), 14059 nucleotides long. It is a transcript of the gene srcap, whose product is annotated as Snf2 related CREBBP activator protein. Lineage: Eukaryota; Metazoa; Chordata; Actinopteri; Carangiformes; Carangidae. Gene Ontology annotation, cellular component: Swr1 complex. The transcript has 34 exons. Bases 1 to 12930 code for a protein of 4309 amino acids. The record is from RefSeq and is a predicted model, not a curated record. Gene Ontology annotation, molecular function: ATP-dependent chromatin remodeler activity; DNA binding; histone binding.